UAAGCAGCGCGCUAAAGUCGCUGCGAGUCAUGAGCGCCUCGGUCUUACCCGUCGACCAUCUCGAGCCCUCCCCAUGCACCGACCUCGACCAUGACAUCAGUAGAGGACGACUCGACAGCACCAAGCUUCCGCUUCAAACGCCGCAAGACUACACACACCAAACGAGCACGCAUAGACGACGAUGCUGCGAGCACUCCAAGCGCUCAAGCCCUCGAUGCUACGACACCACACAAUGCGCCGGAAGUUGUACAUGACGAGGAAGAGUCGGUGCUGAACCUGAGAGAGAUCAUAAGGAGUCGCAAGAGGCCCAGGGACCGCCUCAAAGAAGUCCCGCGCAAACCAGAACCACAGACAGAGCUCGUGCAGAUAGAGGCACCGCCAUCGGACCAGUAUGCGGGCCGAUUCGCUGCGCAGACGGGACAGGUGGUGGACGCCAGCGACAAGCAGAUGUCGGUAUAUGUAGAAGCCCGUUUAGCUGAACAGAACCACCGCAAAUACGGCGGGCCCAUACCACUACAUCUUCAAUCAAUCGUCGCUGCAACAGUGCCCGACCUCAAACACGCCUUCGCCGCAAACCCCGUCCAGACAGCAGCACCCAGCAGCACCAUCGACACCGACACUGACCUGAGCAACCGCGUUGCAGCCGGGCAAGGCAAGCUUGAGGAAGUAUCGCUUGCCGCAGACUCCACACGCACACACAAAGACUGGGCCCGUCUUGAGGGAACUGCGCCAGCACCGAAAGUACGAAUGGGAAGAGAUGGCAAACCGUGGCGCGGCCGCAAGCGCAGAAAUAGCAAUGACAUCCGGCGCGACGCCGCCGUCGAAGCCGUACUCAAGGAAGCGAAAAUCGACUACUUUGACGACACGACGACUACCAACCCGCGCUUUACUGGCACAGACGAUGACAUGGUCGCAAGAUUUCAGGCAGAAUAUUACGAGUCUAUUGAGGAGAGGCAGAGUCGUAAGCCUGUGAUGCCGCCGAGUGCCAAGGACCAGCCGAAGGGUCCGAAGCUGGGUGGGAGUAGGAGUGCGAGGGCGGCCAUGCGGGAGAGGGGGGAAGCCGCUGUGAAGAGCAAGAGGUAGAGUUUGCUAUGUGGAUAUUCGCGCUGCUUUGUUGUUUCAGUGUUAUUGAUGCAUGUUGUCUCUAUCUCGGCACUUCGAGGGUACUAAUGAAUGUGAACAGU
Molecule: messenger RNA, 1184 nt
Organism: Didymella exigua CBS 183.55
Lineage: Eukaryota; Fungi; Ascomycota; Dothideomycetes; Pleosporales; Didymellaceae
Exons: 2
Coding region: 91-1083 (330 amino acids)
Source: RefSeq, a predicted model, not a curated record